AUGGGAUGUCUAGGUAGUCGUCCUUAGAAUGAGGAAAAGGCUUCAUCUGAUAGUUUGUAUCUGUUGUUGGAUUAAUUGACAGAGGGACAGUUUGUUGAGACCAUCAUCAUAUACACAUCUGUUUACAACUAUUGCUACAUCAAGCAGAGGAAGGAGUGGGUAUUAUAGAAGAGGAGAAUCAUAAAGAGUGCAGAUAAGUGGAUGCAAAGCAAUUUGGAAUCUAGAAAUUAUAUGCACUCAUUCUUGGAUUCACAUCCAUAAUCUAUUAUUUUAUUGAGGCCUCUUCGAAAUUUCAAACCAGCAAUCACUUAAGCAACUAUUCACACAACCCUAAUGAAAAAUGACUUCUUUCCCCAACAGAUUUUUGUAAAGUUUGUGGAUGUCAAACAAUCAUAAUUAAUCAAUUUUAGCAACAAUGGAAAAUACACUAUAUUUUUGCAAUUGUAAUUGUAUAAGUUGCAAAGUCUUAAGCAAUUCUAUAAAUUCUAAUAAAUCAUCACCAUUAAGUUAUCGAAAAUCUUUAAGUUUGCUCAAUAUGAGUUUUAUGGUUUGAUAAAUUGGACCUCAACACAUAAAUAUGUAGAUUUAUAAAAAUUUAUCAAUAAAUAUGGAUGGCAUAUGAAAUUCAUAGAUAUCAAUGAAAACGUGCCUGAACAUCAUUAGUAUUUCAAUUCAAAUCAAGUAUUUCACAUCGAAGAAUAAACCAAAGAAGAUAUAUUCAUCAUCAUUGAUCCAUAAGGCAAAGUAAUCAGAGCAGAAACACCUGAAUUUUACGUACCCAAAAAACCAGAUUAAAUCUGUGAAGAAUUUGAUGACGUUAGUUCUCAGAAAUCUAAGGCAAUUAAAUAUGAAAAGAAGUUACUGAAAGAAUUACACAUUCAUUAUUCAUCAUAUAUCAGUAAGAAUAAGCCAUAAACACCAAAACAUACAUUAACAAAAUAAUAGAUUUUGCAAUAACAAAUCUACCAAUCCAGUGAGACUAUCAGCUAUGUUUAAUAUAAGGAUUUCAAGUAAUUGUUUAAGAGUGGUCGCUUACCAUAGAUAUUAUCUAAAUAUCAUCCAGGAGAACCAUUUUAAUUUGAACUCAUUAAACAGAUCUAUUUUAAUUAUGAUUUUGAUGAACAAAAAUUCAAAGAAGUUACUAAAACAUACUUGUUACCUUCAAUAUAUCCUGCAGCAUCUAUUCAGAAAUAGAAAAUACUCACAGAAACUUGUAGAGAAUUAAAAGAAUCAAUUGGAUUGAGAUGGAAAGACCCUGAUUUAAACGUUUAUUCCAUUCCUCACACUUACACAUUCAAUAAAAUUGAUUUGAUGGAUUUCCUAUAGGAUUUCACGUAAUAGUUCCACUUCAAAUUGAAACUAUUUCUAAUUAAACGAAGAAAUAUAGAAUGGUAGACAGAUUAGAAAAGUGAAAGCAAAAUAAUGAGAAUUCUUGAAUAAGAUAAACUGGAGUGGACUAAUCAAAUGAGAGACUCAUUUGUUUUUCUGGACAUGUAUGAAUUACAUAAUAAAUCUAUUGCAAUCAAGAACUUAGAUGAGUUAAAGUUAUUGAAAUAAUAAUAGGAAUAACAUAUCAUCUAAUUUAAGUCAAUAAAAACUUAGAAUCUGUGCGGUAAUGGUAUGAAUUUGAUUAAGAAAUAUAUAUAUCAUGGCAUAGAUUACCAGAUAUCAAUAAAUGAGAAAUUGAUGGAUUUCGAUGAAUCCAUUAAAAUAACCAUUAACACUUUGCUCUUUGUUUUGUAUGAUGAUUUUGAGAAGUAAAUACUUAUAAUUUUAAAUAAAUUGGCAUCCAUUGAGGAUGAAUUUUAAGAACCCACCAACAUCAUAAUAAUCACUUAAUUAGAAAACCAGAGUAAUAUAAUCAACGAGUUUAUUACUUAAAGGAUUCAAAAAUUACAAAUUUAAUUUUGUCAUUUCAAUUAAGUUUGGAAUCAAAGCACUGGGUUAUCAUUUAAAUCAGAUAUUAUAGAAAAAUACUUCAAUGUUAGAAGAGAUUAUAAAACAUUUUACAUUGAUAAAUAUGGUUAUUUGAUGGCAAUUCAAUCAAACGAUGAAUUUAUCGAUGGCAUAUGGGUAAACAAUUAGAAUUAGAUCAUAGUAGAUUGGUUCAUUCAGCAAUUUGGAAUGACACAUAAGAAUGAUGAUUCGGAAUGGAAAUAAAUUAAACAAGAAUGUUGCUAAUUCAAUUAGAAAUAUGAAGAAAUUGUGAGUAGAUAUGAAAUUCCAAAAUAGAUGAUAGUAACAAUGAAAUCGAUUAAAUGCUUACUCUGGGACAGUCACAAUUAUAGUUUUUUAGAAUAUUCAAAUUGCCCAACUAUUACUCACAAUCUAAACGUAAAGUAAAUAGCAUUGUUAAAUAUUUUCAUCCCCAAUAUCAUAAAAUUAAUAAUUUGA
Paramecium tetraurelia is the source of this 2394-nucleotide messenger RNA. RefSeq lists its product as uncharacterized. The transcript has 5 exons. NCBI's taxonomy places the organism in Eukaryota, Ciliophora, Oligohymenophorea, Peniculida, Parameciidae. The record is from RefSeq and is a predicted model, not a curated record.